AUGGAUCCCUCGAAAUCCAGCGCGAAGCCCGCCGCCGUCGCCAAUGGCGACGUGGUCCUCCUCAUGCCACCCGAGCAGCCCCAACCCCAGAAGCAGCAGCAGCAGCCGCCGCCGCCACCGAAGCCCACAGCGGAGGCGCCCCAAACCCCCCAACACCCCGAGAAGCCGGCGCCGACCUCCAGCCCCCAUCGCCCGCCCCUCCCCAACCCGGAGAAGCCGCCCCCGACCACGAGCCCCUCGCGCCCGCCUCUCCCUCCCGCCUCGGCGCCCCUCCUCCGGCGCCGCUCCUCGAUCGCCAAGCCCAAAUCCCGCUUCGUCGAGCCGCCGACCCCUCCAGCCCCCUCCUCCCACCCCUCCCCCGCCCACCCCUCCACCACCCAGACCCCUCGCCCCGCCUCCACCCCGCACACCCCCGGCGACGCCGACGACGACGACGACAUCUUCCGCAAGGACGGCGCCCCGGCCCACGCCUCCGCGGCCAAGUGCCGCCGCAGGGCCUGCAUCUCGCUCGAGCUCGCCGUGCUCGUCGCCUUCCUCGCGCUGCUCGUCGUCAGCCUCCUCGUGCACCCGCUCAAGGGCCGCUUCGUCUGGGGGCUCGAGAUCUGGAAGUGGUGCGUCAUGGUCAUCACCGUCUUCUCCGGCCACCUCGUCAGCCAUUGGCUCAUCGCCCUAAUCGUCUUCGUCAUCGAGCGCAACUUCCUGCUCCGCAACAAGGUGCUCUACUUCGUCUUCGGCCUCAAGAGGAGCGUCCAGGCCUGUAUCUGGGUCGGCCUCGUGCUCCUCGCCUGGUCGCAGCUCUUUGACCGCGACCUCGGUCGCCCACCAAAAACGGCCAGGAUCCUCAACUACGUCUCCAGGUUCCUCGCCUCCGUGCUCAUCGCAUCGGUUAUCUGGUUAAUAAAGACGUUUAUCAUGAAGUCCAUUGCGUCCUCCUUCCACCGGAAGGCCUUCUUCGACCGGAUCCAGGAGAGCCUCUUCCACCAAUAUGUCCUGCAGGCUCUAUCUGGCCCUCCUCUGAUGGAGCUGGCGGAGAAUAUUGGACGGGAGCCAAGUGGGCGGGUGAGCUUAAGCAGGGUGAGCGAGGAGAAAGGAACCCCCAAGGUCAUCGAUGUUGCCAAACUGAGGAGGAUGAACCAGGAGAAGAUCUCGGCUUGGACAAUGAAAGGGCUCAUCACCGCAAUACGAAGCUCUAAGCUGUCCACGAUAUCUCAAAGUAUUGAGAGCUUUGAUGAGUUUGAUGACGCGGAGCAAAAAGAUAAGGAGAUAAAUAGCGAGUGGGAGGCAAAGAUAGCAGCAAAUGCCAUUUUCAAAAAUGUUGCAAGGCCCGGCUACAAGCACAUUGAGGAGAUAGAUUUGCUGAGAUUUUUCAACAAGGAGGAGGCGGCCCUGGUGCUUCCAAUGUUUGAAGGGGCAUCAGAGACGGGGAAGAUAAAGAAAUCUGCUUUAAAAACUUGGGUGGUUAAAGCAUACCUCGACCGCAAAUCACUAGCACAUUCUCUGAACGACACAAAAACUGCAGUUAGCCAACUUCACAACCUCAUGAGAGUUCUGGUUAUUAUUAUAAUCACCAUUAUCACUCUGUUGUUGAUGGGCAUUGCGACAACCAAGGUCCUUGUUGUCAUUUCAUCACAGCUUCUUGUUGUGGUAUUCAUAUUUGGAAAUGCCUGCAAGACUGUAUUUGAGGCCCUUAUAUUCGUCUUCAUCAUGCAUCCGUUUGAUGUUGGUGACCGCUGUGUCAUUGAUGGAAUUCAGAUGACUGUUGAAGAAAUGAAUAUCUUGACCACUGUUCUGCUAAAGAAUGACAAUGAGAAGGUCUAUUAUCCAAACUCUGUGCUGUCGACAAAGCCAAUCAGCAACUUUUACCGAAGCCCUAACAUGUUUGACACUGUCGACUUCGCUAUUGAUGUUUCAACUUCAGCUGCGAGCAUUGGAGCUCUGAAAUCAAGAAUUAAAGGGUACUUGGAGAGCAAACCAACACACUGGUACCCUAUCCACACUGUAAACCUAAAGGACAUCUUGGACGUGAACAAGAUCAACAUGUCCUUGUCUGCUCAGCACACCAUGAACUUCCAGAAUAUCCGUGAAAAGAACAUCAGGAGAUCUGAGCUAGUUAUGGAGCUGAAGAAAAUAUUCGAGGAGCUGUCCAUUACCUACUACCUUCUGCCUCAAAAAGUCCAGCUUAGCUAUGCGGGACCAAACCCAUUACCCAUAUCUGUUUCCCAGGGCAGGUAGAGCGUGUGGAGAUUAACGACUGAUGACUUUGCCACGGAGGACACAGAGUUUAGGAACUGAUGGCUAGCUUGUAGUCUGUAGCUGAGCCUUUUUCAUGUCUCUACAUGCUUAGUGUCCUGUGAUUAAAUUUGUGGUGGAUAAUGAAUUGUAUCAGGACCAAGCAGCGUAUGA
Molecule: messenger RNA, 2403 nt
Organism: Lolium rigidum
Lineage: Eukaryota; Viridiplantae; Streptophyta; Magnoliopsida; Poales; Poaceae
Product: mechanosensitive ion channel protein 10-like
Exons: 5
Coding region: 1-2232 (743 amino acids)
Biological process (GO): transmembrane transport; detection of mechanical stimulus; monoatomic anion transport
Cellular component (GO): plasma membrane
Molecular function (GO): mechanosensitive monoatomic ion channel activity
Source: RefSeq, a predicted model, not a curated record